Messenger RNA from Penicillium pulvis, 447 nucleotides. RefSeq lists its product as uncharacterized. Lineage: Eukaryota; Fungi; Ascomycota; Eurotiomycetes; Eurotiales; Aspergillaceae. The transcript has 2 exons. Bases 1 to 447 code for a protein of 148 amino acids. The record is from RefSeq and is a predicted model, not a curated record.
AUGGGUUCUGCAUCAAGAUUUGCAAAGACCAUUCUUGUGCCUGCAUCAAUUGCGUUGUCGGUCUACUUGCUCUUCUCAUUUCUGAUUAUUCCGUUCUUCCGACGUUACCACCAACGCUACUCCCAAUACCUCCCUUUACAUACUAUCUCUGCGCACACCCUUUCGCUCCGGGAUCGCGUGGCCGACGCAAUUAUGCGCUUCUUUCUUCCGUCAUCAUGGCGACGCGGAGCACACUUGGAUGACCAUGAAAAUAUCGAUAUUGACGAUGACGAAGGGGAGCUCAUGGUCGGCAUGGGCAUGGACGCGGCCCGCCGGGAAGCCUUGGAUCGUCACCGCAGUACCACUACGGAUACCCAAUCUCGGCUCAGUCGAGAGCUAGAGGAAGGGUUUAUGGAUGAUAGCGACAACGAAGACAGUGAAAGAGACAGUGCAGAAAAUCGACAUUAA